AUGGCCACGAGGGUGGCGAACUGUUUCUUCGCUCCAGGCAAGGUGAACUUGCAGCUCCGCAUGCAGAAGGCUCUUGAGAUUCUGGAGAAGCAGGGUCCGGACGUGCGAACCAUCGUCUUUGCGAAUACACCGGAGGCUUGCCUUGCUUUUGAGGUGGCAUGCAAGUCGGCAAGCAUGGACGUUGCGUGCGUGCAUGCAGGCGUGCCCUUCCCAGAGCGCAUUGAUGGCCUGAAGAAGUUCGGCGCGGGUGAGGUGAGUGUGCUGAUCUGCACAGAUCUCGGAGCGCGAGGACUCGAUCUGCCGAUCUGCCAGCAUGUCGUGCAGCUCGAGUUUGCAAACAACACCAUCUGCUACCUGCACCGGGUGGGACGCGCUACCCGUGCGGCUAACAAGUCACAGGUGACGAACCUUUGGGGCGAUCCGGACAUCGCUAUCAAGGAUCUCGUGAUGAAGGCUCCUCAGAUGGGUCUCGAGGGCGAGGUGGUGAGUCUCCGUGGCAACAGAU
Messenger RNA from Symbiodinium sp. CCMP2456, 505 nucleotides. NCBI's taxonomy places the organism in Eukaryota, Dinophyceae, Suessiales, Symbiodiniaceae. The record is from the annotation of a GenBank genome assembly.